UGACUUUUCAGUGAGUACUGUGUACUGUAUAAGUACUAUGUGUGUAAUAUGUGAGUAUCGUGUAAGCACUGCGUGAGUAUUGUGUGAGUAUUGUGUGAGUACUGUGUGAGUAUUGUGUGAGUUUUGUGUGAGUAUAGUUUGUGUUGUUUUGUCUGGCCAGAUGUUAAAAGAACAGAUGAUGUAAGGAGCUCAGUUUCCUGUUUGGUGUUUUGUGGGUGUUUAAAUGUUUCAGACGUAAGUAUGAGUAAGGUCAAAAGGAAGAAUCUGAGAUUCAGACUGAAGAGAGACGACAGAACGUCUGCUUUUUAAACGCUUUAAGAACUUCUGAAUUAAGCAACUCGUCUUUUUACAACCCUGAGAAAAACUCAUCAUCUCACAGAAAACUCCAAUACAGAGAACCAGCAGACCACGUCCAGACCACAUCCUCACAACGUCCUCACAGCGUCUACAGAACGUCUACAGAACGUCCUCACAGCGUCUACAGAACGUCUUUUCAGAACUUCUUCAGAACAUCUUAACUGCUACAGAGUCUCCACAUCACUCCACUGAGUUUCCUUCAGAAGAACAUCUGAACAGAGAUGGCGUCUCCUAGAAGGACGGAGGACGUCUACCAGACCCUCCACCAUCCUCCAGCAGUGAGGAACCUCCACAAAGAACCCGGAUCAGAGAGGAGCAGCAAGCUGAUGAUGAUGCUGAUGAUCUUUAACUCUCUGUUAUUGAUCGCUGUAUUGAUCCUGAUUGGACUCUUUUACAGGCCGGUAUUGGAGGAGAAUAAAGGGGCGUGGCUUCUUCAUGACAAUUCUUUCUAUUUACUCUGGGAGGCGAAAGGAGACUGUACUAAAGCAGCGAACUACUGUAGCGCCAAAGCAUCCAACAUCAGACUCGCUGUACUCACACCUAAACUAAGGGACUGGAUAAUUACUCAGGCUAAAGGAAGAAGGCUCUUGGUUGCAGAGGAUGAGAGUGUGAGUGGGUGUAAACUGGUUGGAGAUCAGGUGAGCUUGGAGACGCCGUUUAUCCCUGGAGAAGAACAAGGCUGGGUGUGUGAACACCUUCACCAGGUAGAGGCUUUACAGGGAAUACCUGGCCCACCUGGACCUUCUGGAAAAGCUGGAUCACCUGGACGAGAUGGGUCACCUGGAAUACCUGGACCACGUGGACCUUCUGGAAAAGCUGGAUCACCUGGACGAGAUGGGUCACCUGGACGAGAUGGGUCACCUGGACGAGAUGGAUCUCCUGGAUACCCUGGACCACCUGGACCAAUGGGGAUAGCUGGACCACCUGGACGUGAUGUAACAUGUGCACCUGUGUAUGGUUGA
Molecule: messenger RNA, 1319 nt
Organism: Astyanax mexicanus (Mexican tetra)
Lineage: Eukaryota; Metazoa; Chordata; Actinopteri; Characiformes; Acestrorhamphidae
Product: collagen alpha-2(IV) chain-like
Exons: 6
Coding region: 579-1319 (246 amino acids)
Source: RefSeq, a predicted model, not a curated record